Messenger RNA from Cladophialophora psammophila CBS 110553, 807 nucleotides. RefSeq lists its product as uncharacterized. Gene Ontology annotation, biological process: protein import into mitochondrial matrix. Gene Ontology annotation, cellular component: TIM23 mitochondrial import inner membrane translocase complex. The coding region runs from base 1 to 807 and encodes 268 amino acids. NCBI's taxonomy places the organism in Eukaryota, Fungi, Ascomycota, Eurotiomycetes, Chaetothyriales, Herpotrichiellaceae. The transcript has 2 exons. The record is from RefSeq and is a predicted model, not a curated record.
AUGGCCAGCAAAGCUCGCGCUUUCCAACGGGCAUGCCGGCUACGUCUUCCCAAGGCCAAUGGCAAUGGUCGCCUUCCCAAGUCCUCGACUGGCAUCUCGGACCACUCGCCAUGUCCUUGUCUGCCGACCGAAAGGCGUGUGCUCUUCCCACCUCAUGUUCGACCCGCAUCGCGCCUCGACAUUUCUGAUCAGGCCCGGCCGCCGCAAUCACAGAGGCGCCAUGCAAGCACAAGCUCUGGUAGACGAGCCGUCACCGUCACCACGGAUGAUGGCCGCUACAACUGGAGCGAGCUGAGCACGGGGGAGAAAGCAGCGCGGGGAACCCAGCAGACAUUCAACUUCGUGCUCGUCUCGCUGGGUCUUGUGGGAACAAUCACUAUCGCCUACCUACUGUACACAGAGCUCUUCUCUCCUUCCUCCUACACGAUCCAGUUCAACGCCGCUGUCUCUCGCAUAAAAUCCUCAGCGGAAUGUCGCGCCCUGCUCGGCCCCGCGUCCCAGAUAAAGGCCUACGGCGAGCCCACCGCCAACAAAUGGGCCCGUGCCCGUCCGCUGGCCCAUUCCACCGAUGUAGACAAAUUCGGCACAGCCCACCUCCGAAUGCAUUUCAACGUCGAGGGCACCGAGAGCGGAGUGACCGGAGUGGUGAAUGUGCAUAUGACGAAGCCCAAGGAUGGCGACAGACUGGAAUAUCAGUUGUUGAGCUUGACGGCCAAGGGCCAUGAGACGGUGUAUUUGGAAAACAAAGAUGCGGAGAAAGGGUUCAAAGGGAAAGCUGCAAAGAUGUUCGGUGUUCAGUGGCGGUAA